AACCGAAAGAGUCGGUGAGGAGAAUCUACAAACAGAUUGCAAUACAGUAAGUUCCAUGGCCCAAAGCAUAAAGAGGAAGUCGCAAGUAGCGUUCAAACCUGAGGUGAAAACGAAAGUUUGGCCCAAGGCAACAAGAAAUGCACUCUACACCAAGGAGAGUCGAUAGGAAAAGGCCUCAAUACCGAGGAGUCCGGAGGAAACUUGCAAACCAAUUCCAAUGAGUCAGUGAGCCUCAUUUCCUUCUCAUGAGCAUCAAGAGGAAGUCGCAGGGAGCAUCCAUACCUGAGGUGAGAGUGGAAGUCAAGUGGGCAGCAAAAAAGGAUGUGUGUGUGCUCUACAGAAGAGGGAAUCAGUAAGGAAAGCUCUCCCACUACCUUUAAAACACCCUCCAGCGGAUUGUUCUAGAACUCAACAAGGUAACAGGAGGUUCUCCAAAAUGAGGGUAUGGCAGGACACAGCAAACAGAUUUAACUAAGACAAGAAAGGACAAGAAAGUGAAAGCAGCAGCAACAUUCCUUUAUGAUUCAAAACAUGAGCACAUUUAUAACAAAAAGGAUAACUGGGGUUUUGAGUUACCUGAAGGGUUAUGCACAGGAAAGAUCAUUACAUCAUGCCAUCAAAAGCAUUGAAAAUGCUAAUGUUUAUUGCUUCGACAAGAGUACACUUAAAUCACAUGACCAUAUGAUGCAAGAGCCUCUCAUCACCAAUGAUCCAGAGGUAUUUAACAUCAUUCAGAAGGAGAAGAGGAGACAGAUGUACAGUUUAUCACUCAUUGCAUCUGGGAAUUUUACCAGUCGUGCUGUUUCAGAGGUCCUGGGCUCAUGCAUCAAUAACAAAUGUUUACAACAAAGUCUUCGAUACUCCGCUGAUGCAGACAGUGUGGAUGAACUGGAGCGUCUCUGUAAGGAAAGAGCGUUGAAGGUUUACGGGCUUGAAACGGAAAAAUGGGGCGUUAACGUUCAGCCUUAUUCUGGGUCAUCUGCCAACUUUGCUGUGUACAUGUCAGUAGUAGAGCCUCAUGGGAGGAUCAUGGGUCUGGAUCCAAGUGAUGGUGGCCAUCGGAGCCAUGGUUUCAUAAUGGACACAGAGAUAUUCUCUGCCACGUCUCUUUUCUUUAAAUCAGUGUCAUACAAGGUCAUCCAAGAGACUGGUUACAUCGAUUAUGACCAGCUAGAGGAAAGUGCUCGUGUAUUCAAGCCAAAACUAAUCGUCGCAGGUACCAGCUCCUACUCACGUAACCUGGAUUACCGUCGUCUGCGUGACAUUGCAAAUGAAAAUGGCGCGUACCUGCUGGGUGACAUGGCACACAUCAGUGGACUUGUUGCAGCAGAAGUGGUUCCGUCCCCCUUCGAUUACUGUGAUAUUGUUUCGACCUCCACCUAUAAGACCCUGAGAGGCUGCAGAGGCGGAGCCAUAUUUUACAGGAAAGGUGUGCGCAGUGUGGAUGCGAAAACAGGAAAGGAAACUCUUUACAACCUGGAAAGAUCGAUCUGUGAAGCCGUGUUCCCCAGGCUGCAGGGAGGACGUCACAACCAUUCUGUUGCAGGACUGGCUGUAGCACUGAAGCAGGCCCUGACUCCAGAGUUCAAGGCUUAUCAAGUACAAGUGCUGGAAAACUGCAGAACUUUAGCAUCUUCUUUAAUAGAAAAGGGCUACAAAAUUGUCACAGGUGGUACAGAUACUCAUCUUUUCUUGCUCGACCUUCGUCCGAAUGGCAUCCAUGCAGGCUGGGUAGAGAAGGUGCUACAGGACUGCGCCAUUGACUGUGACACAAUGGCUUGCCCAGGUGAUAGUCCACUGCACCCCUCUGGCCUGCGUUUAGGCUCGCCUGCACUCACAUCACGAGGCUUAGUGGAAGAAGAUUUCUGCAAAGUGGCGGAAUUACUCCACAGAGGCAUUCAGCUAGCUGUGGAGAUCCAGACGAGCAUAAACUCCAAGUGCACUUUCAAGGAGUUCAAGGAAAUUCUAUCUCAGGAUAAAAACUAUCAGAAAAGAAUAAAAGAAAUCCAAGAUGAGGUCGAGGCUUUUGCUGGAACAUUCCCGCUGCCCGGACUGCCUGGGCUUUGACUCUAAUCUUAUCCGUGUCCCUUAUCCUUACUGUUUCUGUAUAUAAGCCUUAACCUGCGUUAUAACCUGUAAAAAAAAAUCUAGACAUACUACAGUACUACAGUGUUAUUUAGUACAGUUAAUGAUGCUGGUGGUAAAUUUUUAGUGGCGUAAAAUCACUAUUUUACAAUAGGUUGUUUUCGUAAGAGCGAGUUAGUACAGAUAGAAAUAUAGACUGCUUUGCAUUGCUUAAUGAGAAAAAGAAUUAUGGCUUCAAAUUUUGUUUAAAAUGUUUUGAGAAUAACUGAGAAUCAUUAAUAAAUAAAAUCCUAAGAUGAGUGUGUA
This is a messenger RNA of Clarias gariepinus (North African catfish), 2391 nucleotides long. RefSeq names its product serine hydroxymethyltransferase, cytosolic-like. Bases 520 to 2067 code for a protein of 515 amino acids. Lineage: Eukaryota; Metazoa; Chordata; Actinopteri; Siluriformes; Clariidae. Gene Ontology annotation, biological process: L-serine catabolic process; protein homotetramerization; folic acid metabolic process. The record is from RefSeq and is a predicted model, not a curated record. Gene Ontology annotation, cellular component: nucleus; cytosol; cytoplasm. Gene Ontology annotation, molecular function: mRNA 5'-UTR binding; glycine hydroxymethyltransferase activity; pyridoxal phosphate binding. The transcript has 14 exons.